AUGUCAAAAUCCAAAGAUUCCAAGUCCACAACGACCUCAGGCAUCCAAACCCUCGAAUCCGGUAGUCGGGUAAUCCCUUCCUCCACAAGAGCAGAUGGCACCACGAGGCCCGAACGUCGUGUAAAACCCGGGUUUACACCGGCUGAAGACGUGGUGAAAUACCAUAAUAGGACGGCUGAGGCUUGGAGGAAUAGAGGCAGUGGUGGCGUUCCCGGCGCUACGGAUGUCGUAGGGGAGGGUAAUAAAGCUGGUGGAGCUGGGAAGAAGAAGAGAAGAAGGGCGAAGAAAGGGGGUGCUGCUGGUGUUGAUGGUGGGGAAGGGAAGGAAGAGGACGAGGGUGAGGAAGGGGGUGAGGGUGCUGAGGAAGGGGGUGAGGCUGCUACACCUGCUGCUGCUACACCUGCUGCUGCGACCACCACUACUUCUGAGCCGGCGAAGGCAGAGGGAGAAGCUGCAGUCUCAGCGGAUGUGGAGAAGAAGGCAAAGGGGUUACACAAGAAAAUCCGACAGGCGCAAGAAUUAAAGUCGAGGAAGGAGAAAGGGGAGACUUUAUUGCCUGAGCAGUUGGAUAAAGCUUUGAGAUUGGGAGAGUUGAUUAGAGAUUUGGAGAAGUUGGGGGUCAAGUACGAAGGAUGA
This is a messenger RNA of Orbilia oligospora ATCC 24927, 636 nucleotides long. RefSeq lists its product as uncharacterized. Gene Ontology annotation, biological process: exon-exon junction complex disassembly. Gene Ontology annotation, cellular component: exon-exon junction complex; cytoplasm. The record is from RefSeq and is a predicted model, not a curated record. Bases 1 to 636 code for a protein of 211 amino acids. Gene Ontology annotation, molecular function: RNA binding. Lineage: Eukaryota; Fungi; Ascomycota; Orbiliomycetes; Orbiliales; Orbiliaceae. The transcript has a single exon.